AAACGUCAACACAUAGUAUUGAUCAUCCCUUACGUCUAUGACUAAGUGGAAAUUCUUACCGGAGGUUUCCUCGGUGGAAAAAUCGUUGACAUAAACGCGAUAACAUUUUGUUUCUCUGGUGCUCUUAUUAAUAAUCGGGAUAAGUGCUACCAUUUCGAUUAUGGCCGAAGAGGGCCCCAAAAUGAAACACGUCCAGGGCGUCGGCUAUACAACAAUUAUCGGACUAUGUCUUGGCGGUCUCGUUUUUGGUUUGCUGAUGCUGGCAGUAACUUGGUAUUGCUACAAGAGAAAAGUUCUGAACUCUCAUAAACGACAUGGACCUGAUCAACCGUUAGCUUUCCACACCCACAAACGACCGACAGCAGUUAAGAGUCCCGCGGGUUCUACGGGUGGAACUCAUUAUCUGAAGAAGAGCCCCAGUCCGACUGGUCCUUCUAAAACACCACCAGGGAUGUCUACACCUCAUACUCCAAGUCCUACUGGAAGCGUAGUUGGACCUUUGGAGAGUGGAGUAAUUAAUAAUCAGAUCGAUACGAAACCCGUACAUGAACCCAUUGCUAAAGCCGAAGUCUCGGCGAUUUACAAUACGGAAAACGAGAAAAAUACGUUACCUACUAAGGAAGAAAUCGAGGUUAACGAAAAGAACUUACAACAGAACGCUUCUUAUUUAGGACAACUUGUUUUCAAACUCAGAUAUAAAAACGACAAGAACGCCUUGAUAGUCUCGGUAGUAAGAUGUCGAGAUUUGCCGGCUAAAGAUAGCAGUUUGGGAUCGAGCGACCCAUACGUAAAAUUACAACUUCUGCCCGAUAAGCAACAUAAAGUGAAAACUCGCGUACUGAGAAACACCAGAAAUCCCGUUUACGACGAAGAUUUCACUUUUUACGGCAUAGCUUUCAAUCAACUUCAAAAUAUAACUUUGCAUUUCGUCAUCCUCAGUUUCGACAGGUACAGUCGGGAUGACAUAAUAGGUGAAGUUUUUUGCGCUUUAAAUUCCGUCGAUACAGCACAAAUCGAAACCCAACAGAUGGCGGUAUGUCGGGAAAUUCAACCGAGAAGUUUGAAGAUUCGAUCGCAAGGUAGGGGGGAUAUUUUGGUAUCUUUAUGUUGGCAACCGGCUGCGAACAGAUUGACAGUUGUCGUACUGAAGGCGCGUAAUUUACCCAAAAUGGACGUCACCGGACUCGCGGAUCCGUACGUGAAAAUUUAUCUUCUUUUUAAUGGUCAACGCAUUGCCAAAAAGAAGACCCACGUCAAAAAAAGAACUCUUAGUCCGGUAUUCAAUGAAAGUUUCGUAUUCGAUAUACCCCAAGCUGGAGAAGGUUUAGAAGGGGUUAAUUUAGAAUUCUUACUGUUAGAUUGGGAUCGAGUUACUAAAAAUGAGGUUAUAGGAAGGUUGGAUUUGGGCGGUCCGAAAUGUACAGGGUCGGCUUUACAUCAUUGGAACGAAGUCUGUAAUUCCCCAAGACGCCAAAUAGCCGAAUGGCAUAAACUAAGAGAGUAAAACCAUCACCGUUUAUAUAUUUAAUAUUGUAUGUUUAAAUAUUUAUCUACAAUUUCGUUCGAAUCAACUUUGUAAAUGAACGGAUUCAUUUAUUAAAUAUUUAGAUCUAAUUUCCCGAUCGCCAUGUUUAAUUUUAGCCGGAAAUGUCACUUUUCAUCAUUAUUCCAGAGUUACGCCGUUGCCAAACGUAAAUUUUUGGUAGUUUUCAAACCUUGAAGUCGAAAUAUUUUGUCCCUAGUUUCGAGGAAAAAUAUUCGACUUGGCAACAAUGUAAGAAAUAUCCGGAUCAUAAGAUAUGGAUUGAGGCGAAGUAAACGAUUUGACAACACCGCGAUGCAUGUUUAGACGUUUAAGCACUAAAUCUCGAGAAAAAUAAAACAAUAUGGCAACAACGCAACAAAUAUUUGAUUCGGUAUCAUUUAUUAAUAGAAAAGAAGAAUUUUUAAAGCGUAUAAAUCGCUAAAACUAAAAUAUCUCUAGUUUAAAGGAAAAAUAUUCGACUCGGCAACAAUGUUGAAAGUAUCAUAACGCUUCGGUUGAAAUGUCUUUGAUACAAGAUUUAUUGAGAAAUAGAAAUUGUAUUGGCAACAACGCGAGACGUAUUUCGAUCGCUAAAUGUCGAGAAAAUAUUCCAAAAUGGCAACAGCGCAAUUUUUCUCCGGAUCUUAGGUUAUGGUAUUGAUAGAAGUAAACGAAUCGUAAGAUCUCGAGAAAAAAUUUGAAAAUGGCAACAACGCAAAAAAUAAUCACGAAAACUACAACUUACCGAGUUGAAGGAUGAAGAUUUGACUUGGCAACAACGCGAGACGUAUUUUAAAUAUGAAUCAUAAGAUAUUCAGGAAAAAAUCGAAUUGGCAACACCGUAGAAAAUAUCUUGAAUUUCAAUCGGCAACUAUGUACAAUAUAUUUUUCCUGGGAUCUAGGGAAAAACGUUAAAUCGACAACAAUGUAAUGAGCGAUUGUUCGUUAUAGGAACAGGAACAAUCCUCUAGCGUGUAAAUUAUUUCAACGACCAGAAUACACUGAUAAAACUGUUUUAUUACAACAAAAUAUUUUUUCCAGUGUAAGAAUUUCGGUACUUUCCAUAGCAAUUUGUCGUUUUCUUUAUGCGAUUUUAUCAUGAAUUCAGCAAUUUUUCAACGAAAUAGGAAUUGAUAGUUUGUUUAAUUACGAGGGUUGAUUCGAAUGUCAGCAAAAUAUUAAUCAUAGCAGCAUUUACAUUUUCCAAAAAGGCGUUUUUGAAACGAAAAAAAACCAACCGCCUUCUCACACAUCGUUUCUUUUUCCAGUAUUACCACAUUAUUUUUUUUUUGUUUCUGUUUUUCGUAACGCUAUUAAUCAAGUAUUUUUUGCACAAUAUUGCAACAUCGGAAUACAUCUGUUCAAAUAUACGAAAUUUAAUUUUGAAAAGAAGCGAAAACUUGAUUUUUUAAAAUUUUCGUUUCCAUUAAGGUCAGCGUUACUAAAAACAUGAAACAAAAAAAUUUUUUUUUCUUAUAAAGCUCUUGUAGAUUAGGCACACUGACACUCUUAAAUGUACAUUGAUAUUAGUUAGGGUUAAGCGUACAGAUAGAGCGAGAAUUAGAGCCUGGCGGACAUUCAUUUUGAGAGGUUAGAAAAAUUUUCUAUGCAUUCUUACUACACUUCAAACAAUUUGUCUAUGGUUGUCGCAAAAUAUUCAAACAACACAAAAUAAAUAAUCUGACACAUCUAAUUACGAGGUACAGUCAAAAAAUAUUCGAUUUCAUUAUUUUAAAAGUACUACCCUUAUCCUAGUGGCAAUCUCUUUUUGUUUUUAACCAAAUUUUCCAUUACCCCUUUGUAAAAUUCAUAUUUUCUAAAUUUUCGAUCAAACCUUGUAUUUCUCACCCCCCCCCUCCCCAUCCCACAACCAUUCCCCAAACAUAUCACAGUGAAUCCAAUCCUCUUAAGUAUCUUCGUUUCAAUAUGACCAUAAAUCAACAUCUAGUUCAACUUUCUUCGUUCUUUUUGGAGGUAGAAUUUUUCUCCUGACAUUAAGGGGCAAUCUACAGGGGCUAGAUUCAACAGAGGGUCCAGAUUCUAUUGUGAAGAGGAAGAAACCUUUAUUCACAUUUUCUCUAAGUGAGACACUACGGAACUCGAAAGCACUACACCUGGGGGGCGUGAAAUAGAAGAUGAAUAUCUCUGGCAGCUAGAGCCAAUAAUAGGGGAGCUGUAAACACUGGGUUCCCCAGUAUUGCAGUAUGAAUGGGGGACAGUAGAUCUUUGGGUAACGGUGUACGUGGUAUCCUAAUAUGCAUAUCGGUUGGAUAUGGAUGAUAACCUUGGUAGUAACAAUGAAUCUAUUUAUUGUAGACCCUUAUCACUUAGAUAAGUUGUUGUUAAGCCCAACCCCCCCCCCCCCCCGAGUAUUUUAAACUACUGUAGUAAGAAUGGAACAAAAAUGUGUAACUUUGGCGUAUGUCUGGCAGGCACUGGUUCUUAGUCUAAGCUAAGCCAUCAAGAGUGAUAGCUAUGAAUGUAAAUAAAAUUAAUUAUAUUUCAAAAUUCAGCUGAAAAUGAAAAUAUUUUUAGUAUAUAUAUUUGAAAAUACAGAAGUUCGAUCCCCAAAACUAUGCAAUUGAGUGAAAUGACUUUUUAUUUGAUUCGAAGACUAUCUGACACCGGCUCGUUAUAAUUCCAAUAAUAUUAAGUCACUAACCACUGAAUUUUGAAAAGAAAUGUUAAUAUCGAGACCGAAAGUACACCCCGUAGCAAAUAGACUAAAUUUUAACUGUAUUCCUAAAAAAAAAGUAACUGCACUACUGGCUAUUUGCCACAACAAACAUUGAAAUAAAUCUAUCGACAAAAUGUAUAGCGUUUCAUAAUUUUCCGCAGAGUUUCGGGGUAAUUUCUGUAUUAAUUAUAAAUACAUUUGAAAUUGAUAUUUAUUUAUUUCCUAUAGGAAAAGUUUCAAUUUAUUUUUCUAUUUUCAAUUAUAAAAAAAAUAGUUUUUCCUCGUACAAUGGUGAUUGGGCACUUCUAUAAUUUGUUUUGACAUAAAUAAAUUUUUGACACUGACUACCAUCGAAAUGGACGUUCCAAAAAGAGCGCGAGAUUUGAAUUGCGCGCCAUAUUUGGCUGUCAAUAAUGUCACAUGAUUAUUACGUGACAGAUCGAAAGUUGACAGUUGAGUUAGUGACCAUUUAUAGCUGGCGUUGGUCCGGAGGAAUAAUUUCACCUUUUUCUUCAAAAUAGAAGAAGAUAAUCCAGCAAAGAGUCACUGAUCAGUCUCUAGUCGACCAUCAGUCCAAUGCAGAUCAUGAAGAAAUGGGCUAAUGGAUAGUGCACAAUGAUCCUAUCGUGAAUGAAGACCUCCUACUCACUUAAGAAUGAAAAAAAAAAACGAAAGUAACCUGAGAUGAAUGUUUUACGUCAAAAGUUUAGUUUUCGAUUCUUUAAAACCUUUGUUCCGGAGGAUUUCAGUUAAAAAACAUAUCAGGAUAAAGUAAGCAUCAAACCAUUGUACGAAGGCCGUUUUUAUUUCAACCUCCGAUCGGUCCGUGCAGACACUACGCGGGCAUGCGUUGUAGACGACACACUCCGCCAUUCGGACGUCAGUCGGCGUUGUGCUAUGAUAUGUCCGCCAUUAUUGAUGCUGCAGAAAUUCAUCGGAGAAUUUGUCGUGUGUAUGGGAAAAACUUCAUGAGUGAUGGUGUUGUGCGUGAAUGGCGUCGGAAGUUUAAAGAUGCCUGUAAUGAUGAAGGGGGCCAAGAACGCAAAUCUGUCAUUUCAGACGACCUGGUUGUCUUUUAUUUAUAACCUAUCAGAAGGUUGAAGUAAAAAACGGCCCUCGGUUUAACGUUUUUCUUUUUUUAUUAUGGUUAUCGAUGGAAAAACAUUAAGGGAAAUUGAAGAAUCUAUUUUUAACAAAAACAUGGUAGUUUAAGCUUUUUUGUGAUUUAGAAAUUACGAAUCGAACUACAUACGUUUGUAAUUUUCUUUUUUGUACGGAUUAUUUUUUUUUAAUGAAAACAAUAUUUUACUAAUAUACAGAAGAAAUGAAGAAGCGUCACAUGUAAAAGGAACUACAAGAUCACUACAGAGAAAAUAAAAUCACUUUAUAGUGAAAUAUUCACAGAUAUGGAAUAUAAUGAAGGAGAAGAAAUUACACCGAAUUGAGAUGAAGCUCUAUCUAAACUCAGUUUUCUAUUGAUUACCGCCCGAUCAGUAGUGUUGAAGGACCACUCCUCUAUGCUUUAGAAUUAAUCGAUGUUCCUUCUUCUUUUUUAUAUAUUUCAAAACAGAGAAAUUGUGACAUUUCUUAGUUUCGUUAAAAUUUUAGGUAAACUACAAGAUUUUUUGAUAUUAAAGCUACGAAAAGUUUCUUUUUGAUCUAAAUGUGCGAUUGUUGUUUAUAAAAAUUGAUUUUAAAUCCGAUAUUAUGGUAUGUAAAUAAAGUUUAGUAAGUA
Molecule: messenger RNA, 5937 nt
Organism: Diorhabda sublineata
Lineage: Eukaryota; Metazoa; Arthropoda; Insecta; Coleoptera; Chrysomelidae
Product: synaptotagmin-11
Exons: 8
Coding region: 161-1504 (447 amino acids)
Biological process (GO): vesicle fusion; regulation of dopamine secretion; cellular response to calcium ion
Cellular component (GO): membrane; synapse; axon
Molecular function (GO): SNARE binding; calcium ion binding; phosphatidylserine binding
Source: RefSeq, a predicted model, not a curated record